Adineta ricciae is the source of this 354-nucleotide messenger RNA. NCBI's taxonomy places the organism in Eukaryota, Metazoa, Rotifera, Eurotatoria, Adinetida, Adinetidae. The record is from the annotation of a GenBank genome assembly.
AUGGAUGCAUACAAACAUCGUGUUGAUAUGGUGACUGUUUAUAUCGAAGAAGCACAUGCAUCCGAUGAAUGGCCCAUCGGUAGUCGAGUCUGUUAUACUCAACCGAAGUGUGACGCCGAUCGAAUCGGUAUUGCGCUGGAUUUUAUCAAAGCAACAGACUAUCGAAUACCUCUGUUGAUUGAUCCAGUAUCCCUUGGCAAUCCAUUCAGCAAAGAAUACAAUCCAUGGCCUAUUCGAUUCUAUGUGGUGGAUGGAAAGAAACGAUUGAGCUACAUAGCUGCACCGAUUGCAGGAUCAUAUCCACUGGAGUUGAUUCGAAAUGCACUGGAUGAAGCAAUUCAACAAUCUCAAUAG